Molecule: messenger RNA, 2216 nt
Organism: Sorghum bicolor (sorghum)
Lineage: Eukaryota; Viridiplantae; Streptophyta; Magnoliopsida; Poales; Poaceae
Product: synaptotagmin-1
Exons: 13
Coding region: 329-1948 (539 amino acids)
Cellular component (GO): endoplasmic reticulum
Molecular function (GO): lipid binding
Source: RefSeq, a predicted model, not a curated record
AGAGAGCACUUGGCCAGUUGGCCACUUGUGUGCUCCCCCCAGAACCCAUGAUGGAACGGAGUGAAUGCCGAGCCGAGCCGAGGCGAGGCCCGAAGCCGUCGGAUUCGAUUCCUCUGCUCUGCUCUGCUCUGCUCUGCUCCUCCUCCCCAAUUCCCCACCUCCGCCCCGCCGGCCAGACCAAAUUCUGAAAUCUGAGCAGUGCCGACCCCGAGGAGCAUUCCGUUCCAUGGCCUCGCCUUCCUAACGGAUCGCGGGAUUAGCAAGCCUCGCCUCGCUGCUUUUGGUUGAAAGCCGGCAUUUGGUCUGAAGGUUCUGGCAGGAAUCCAAGAUGGGUGUAAUCAGCACUGUUCUUGGUUUCACUGGAUUUGGCUUUGGGUUCUCGGCUGGCAUUGUUAUUGGGUACUUCCUCUUCAUCUAUGUCCAGCCAGCUGAUGUCAAGGAUGUCAAAGUUCGCCCGCUUGUGGAAUAUGAUUCAAAAUCUUUGGAGGGCAUCCUUCCUGAAAUUCCACUGUGGGUCAAGAAUCCCGACUAUGAUAGAAUUGAUUGGCUGAACAGGUUUUUGGAAUUGAUGUGGCCUUAUCUUGACAAGGCUAUCUGCAGAACUGCACAGGAUAUCGCAAAGCCAAUUAUUGCUGAGAAUACUGCAAAGUAUAAGAUAGACUCUGUUGAGUUUGAAACACUUACUUUGGGUAGUCUACCACCCACCUUUCAAGGGAUGAAAGUCUAUGUCACAGAGGAGCAAGAGUUGAUAAUGGAACCAUGUCUUAAAUGGGCUGCAAAUCCAAAUGUCACAGUUGUUAUAAAGGCUUAUGGUUUGAAAGCUACUGUCCAGAUUGUUGAUCUACAAGUCUUUGCAUUACCUCGUAUUACUCUGAAGCCAUUAGUGCCUACAUUUCCUUGCUUUGCAAAAAUCCUUGUCUCGCUAAUGGAGAAGCCACAUGUUGACUUUGGGCUAAAGAUUCUUGGAGCUGAUGUAAUGGCUAUUCCUGGUCUUUACAGAUUUGUCCAGGAGACCAUCAAGAAGCAAGUCGCAAUCAUGUAUUUGUGGCCGAAGACACUAGAAGUACCUAUAAUGGACCCCUCAAAAGCAUCAAAAAAGCCUGUUGGAAUUCUACUUGUGAAGGUCAUAAGAGCCCAAAAUUUGCGAAAGAAGGAUCUGCUGGGUAAAUCAGACCCAUAUGUGAAACUUAAAAUGUCAGAUGAUAAGCUUCCAUCCAAGAAGACUACUGUAAAGCGCAGCAAUCUCAAUCCAGAGUGGAAUGAAGAUUUUAAGUUUGUAGUGACUGAUCCAGAAAACCAGGCUCUUGAAGUUAAUGUCUUCGACUGGGAACAGGUUGGGAAACAUGAAAAGAUGGGAAUGAACAUGGUCCUACUGAAAGACCUCCCACCUGAGGAGACUAAAGUUACUACCCUCAACUUGCUUAAGACCAUGGAUCCAAAUGAUGUACAAAAUGAGAAGUCUCGUGGCCAGCUUACUCUAGAGCUCACAUACAAACCUUUCAAGGAAGAAGAUGGCGAGAUAGAAGAUACAGAGGGUACCAAUGUGAUAGAAAAAGCUCCAGAUGGCACUCCAGCUGGCGGUGGAUUGCUUUUUGUUAUUGUUCAUGAAGCCAAAGAUCUUGAGGGGAAGCACCAUACAAACCCCUAUGCAAAAAUAAUUUUCAAAGGCGAAGAGAAGAAAACAAAGGUCAUCAAGAAGAAUAGGGAUCCACGAUGGGUGGAUGAAUUCGAGUUUGUGUGCGAGGAGCCUCCUGUAAAUGAUAAACUACAUGUUGAAGUCCUAAGUAAAGCCCCGAAGAAAGGGCUGAUAUAUGGCAAGGAAACUUUGGGCUACAUUGAUGUCAGCCUUGCAGACGUGAUCAGUAACAAGAGAAUUAAUGAGAAGUACCAUCUCAUAGACUCAAAAAAUGGUCAGAUCCAAAUUGAGUUGCAGUGGAGAACUUCCUAGACAGGAAGAGCAAGAAUGCAUGAUGUGGUAUACAUAUGAAUGUUCGUGUACUGAGUUUGCGGAUACCUGUAAUUGAGCUCAUGUAGAUAUUCCUUUUGUUUGCAGACAUCUGUUGAGAUUUUUUUCCCCCUUUUAAUUGCUCAGAUUUACUAGAAAUACUAUGUAGGCAUGUGAUCCCUGGAACGGAACUGAGCUUAUUCUGGACUAAAGAAGGACAAUACAAACACACAGCAUUCCGGAAUGUCGAGAAUUCGCAGCACGCUCCAAA